AUGGCCGGUGCUAAGUGCCUUCUGAAGACGCCGAGUAACUUCCAGUCGUCAGCCAUGUUCGAGAGCUCUGAGUCGGGAGACGCCGAAGGAGUCAGCACAGACAGCACCCUGGGAUCCUCCGUCACCGCCUGCAAGAAGGUGCUGUGCAGUAGCAGUGUGCUGGACUCGUCAGAGUACUGGCUGAGGAAUGAGAAGGCUCUGUGCAGGCUGGGCCUCCUGGAGGAUGACGCUGAGGGGAGAAGCAAUACGAUGUGCUUUGUGAAUCUGGACCAGCAGAAGGUGGAUCGUCACAACGACAGCUGCAUCAAGAAACUGGCCUCAAUCUCUCCAGACCUGCCCAAACUGGUUGGCUCUCUGAGCGUGCGACAGCCCAAGGUGAACGAGAUCCUGCUGCUCGGUGGUUUGGAGACUCCGGACCCCUCUCACCUUCACCAGUACCCCACCCACACACAGGGCCAGAGGUGUACAGAUGUGUGCCUGGUCCAGUGUGCUGGGGGCCGGCGGCCCACCUGCAUCAUCUAUGAGAUCAACAAGUUCCUGAUCGGGCUACAGUGGGGUCAGGAGAGGCAGGGGUCCCAGGGGCGGAUGAUGGCAGGGCAGAGGCUGGAUGACGACACCAACCGCUCCUUCUCAUCCAUAGAGGAGGACUUCCUCACUGCCUCAGAACACCUGGGGGAUGACAGCGAGGAUGACGGCUUACGAAAUGACGCAGCACACAGCGACAGACCUGUGUGUCAGAGGGGACGCCUGGGCCAGAACCAGUGGCAGGACAGCGAGGACUCUGAGGAGACCAUUUGCGCCCCCCCAGCCACCAAGAAACAAGGAGGAAGGGCACCGGCGAGAGCUAGCGGUCACCACAAUAAGGAGUCGGCCGGCCACUACGCCACCAACCUGGCUGAAUCGGUACUGCAGGACGCCUUCAUCCACCUGUCUCAGGACGAACCGUCCUUCGCCACCGAGGCUGCUGUAAGCAUGUCCCCUGGCAGCCACCGCCCCCCCGCCGGCCUUACCAGGACAGGAGCGGAGGAGCCCUCUCGUGCACGCGUCUGCUCUUUCGAGCUGCCUAAGAUCGUCAUAGUGCAGAGCCCGGAUAAUUGCGAGGGCCUGCCGGAGUGGCUGGGUACUCAGGCCUCUCACGUGGCUGUGGAGUAUGGUGUUGGUGGUGCUGCCAGACAGGUAACGGCGGAACACGGACCAGAGGCCCAUAGCUUCCACCCUACUACCACUACCAUUGGACGCCACCCCAACAAACCCCUGCAGCGGGCCCUGACAUGUGCUGCCAGCGUCAUCGGCACCAUCUCCAGCCCACAGGUAGCAGAGCAGCUAGCGAUGGAGCCAACAGAGGAGGACAUGGAGAGAGAGGGACAGAGAGACCCUGAGGGCACUGACUACUCCUUCUCCUCAGCCAUGUGCGGUAUGGCCCAGGUGGCAGGGGCAGUGGCCGUGGUGGAGCUAGCUGAAGAGGCCGAGGAGGGGGGCUGCGAGUCAGAAGACGACUCCACCACCGAGGUCUACUCAGCCGCCUCCGUGGGACUCCUAUCUGCAGCGCAGGCCUCCACGGCCAUCACUCUUCACUGCAGCGUUGCCGAGGGAACCAGCAUCGAGGCCUUCCGCACCAGCAUCGCUGAAGUUCUUCACAAGGAGGCAGCAGGGGUGCUGGCUCAGCCCCAGGACUACAAGAGUGUGGCCCACCUACUGGAGUCCACCCACAACAGGAUCGUGGAUGGCAUCACGUCUCCCAAAAAGUCCUAUCUGGACAAGAUGGAUGAGACUGAGGUGGACGAUUUCAUCAGCGAGGUGGCCAAUGGCCUCUUCAAGCACGCAUUUGAGAAAGCGAAAAAGAAAAGAGAACUAGAAGGCCCGGGCAAAGACGUCCCUGAUAUCCAGGGCUUUCUGCAGGAGAGCGUGAGCAAUGUGCUCUUCGACGUCCUUUGUCUCACUUCAAAGCGGAUCGGUGACAUUUCCAAAUGUGAUAUAGGGUCGUUUGACAGACAAGAGGGUGAUGUCGGCUCCAGGGACUACGAGGUGGCCGCCACCACCAAGGAACCAUUAAGUCAAUUACAGUGCUUCGUCGGCUCCAGCCAGCCCGAUAAUUGUGAAGCCCACUGGGCAGAGAAGACGCCCAUCUACUCCGCGAUAAGGGAGGACAAAUAUGGACUCGAGGAGAGGGAGAGUGAACCUUAUGGGUCUCACAGCUCGCCACAUUUCAGAGAGCAGCAGCAGCUCAGACAAGCUCCGACUAUAGUCUCGUCCUCUACUAAGGACUGCUAUGACCUCCAGGGCCAGCAGGCCAGAGGAAACAUCAGAGAGCCUUUUACAGAGAGCUUACCCCACCAGGUCUCUUCAUCCCUGGGCACAGAGAAAAGAUGGAGAGCCAGUACGGACAGCAGACAGUCUUCUCUGACCCCUCAGUCCUCUUUUAGUUCCUCCACCUGCCUAAAGAUGGACUCAGAGUCCAGAACUACCCCCGUCAACUACUUCGCUGAUGACCUGGCCACCACCGUGGUCUCCAUGGCCACUGAGCUGGCCGCCAUCUGCCUGGAUAAUUCCAGCGGGAAGCAGCCGUGGUUCUGUGCCCUGAAGGGCGCAGCCGGCUACUACCCCGAGGGGGGCUACCUGCUGCCCUCCUGUUGCACGGCCCUCCGCAGAAAGGAGGGCCAGAACGGCGGUGUGGUAUCCAAAAAGCACCGGCCGCCACGCCUCAGUGAGAUCAAGAGGAAGACGGAAGAGCAGCCUGAGUUGAUGGAGUGCCUGGUCAACCGCGUGGUGGAUGAGACCGUCAACCUAGACGACAUGCCCCAGACUCUUGACCCAUUCGCACUCUUUGCCUCCGAGGUCACCGCCCGCAUCAUGAACUGCCCCGAGCUCAACGUAGUUGACACCUCCAAGCCCGGCCAGCAGACCCGCAGUCGGCUGCAGUGCGAGCGGUGGAGCCGGGGCAAGGCCGCCAGCUACGAAAGCAUCCCAGAGGAGGACGCAGGCCCCCCGGGUACCCCCAAUACCCUGGGCCCUGGUAGCCGGCUGGGCCAGAACCUGAGCAGGGGAGGCUCCAUCUCCAAGCAGUCUAGCUGCGAGAGCAUUACGGACGAGUUCUCCCGCUUCAUGGUGAACCAGAUGGAGAUGGAGGGCCGGGGUUUUGACCUGCUCCUGGACUACUACGCCGGGCAGAACGCCAGCAGCAUCCUGGCGGCAGCCGUGCAGCAGGCAGCCACCAAGAAGAACGGCCACCUCAAUGUGAGGGCCACCUCCUGUCUGUCCAAGCAGUCCAGUACGGAGAGCAUCACGGAGGAGUUCUACAGGUUCAUGCUCAAAGACAUGGACAUGGAGAGCAAAGACUACAGUAUGGGAAGAACUAAAGAGUGGAGCAACAGCCUAUUGCCUCCAUCUCCCAGAACCCUCUUCUGUAUCCGUCAGUCCUCCGUGCCGGACAGACGUUUCUCAGACUCCAGGCUGACCGUCAACUCGCCCAUCAAGGCCAACUCCUUUGAUGGCUUCGUCCGCAAUGUGCACGGGGACACGCUCAACAUCUACCCCACCAACUCGGUGCAGGUGUCUGCCACGGGCCUCUGCAAGUCUGACUCAUGUCUGUACCAAAGGGGCCAGACUGACCAGAUCACCGACAUGCUGAUCCAUGAGACCUGGUCCAGCUCCAUUGAGUCCCUGAUGCGGAAGAACAAGAUCAUUGCGGACCCGGAGGAUAGCAUUGACCUGGUGGAUGCAGAGUCCCAGACCCACAUGCUGCAGUAUGCCAACCGCCUGGCCGCAGACAUCGUGGAAACCGGGAAGUCUGUCCUGCAGGAAGGGGAUGGCGCCGGAGGAGGGGGCGUGGUGGGGCGACAACAACACAUGCCCGUGGGGGAGAGGAGGAGAGGCUUCAAACAGUCCCGCCCUGGCUGCACCCGGAGCAGAGCCAGCCAGGAGCAACCAGGAGGGGGCGGAGACAGCACAUGUACAGCAGCGGGUCCCCCCAUCAGAGGCCCCAGGGAGGUCCCUGUACCGGUGAUCCACAUCGAGACAGAUCAGAGGGACGAUCCGGAGUCUGGGAACCCGGUGGAAAGGGCCUGGCAUCACCCCUGGGACCCAGCGCCCCCUGAGGGGACAACCCAGUGGCGCCCUGAGAGGGCCUCUGUGAGCCGCAGCAGCUUUGAGAGAGACAAGACGGCAGUGCCCUCUGCGCCCGCUGCGGUACCCGCUGUAGAUGAACGAAACAAGCGCUCUCUGAGUGCUAGCAGUGAGGACAGCUCAGAAAGCUGGUCCCAGAUCGCCCCUGAUGACGACCUCCACGAGGAGACCAGUAGUUUUAUCCAGCUGAGCGAGGGGAACGGGAACAGUAGCACAUCUAGCCUGGGUCUGGCAGACUUGGAGGGCUUGUCUGACAUCCCCAGUCAGAGCACAGUGAACAGUGAGGAGGCAGACAAGGGUCACCUAAGGGAGAGCAAGGAGAACGUAAAUGAGGGCAGCUCACUGUGGACAGUAGGCGGCAGUAGCAGCCACAGGGAGCUUCUGGUGGUCAACUGUGACUUGGAUCCAGAGUGUGUGGACUCAGAGCUGCGCUUGGCCCUGCAGUGGAUCGCUGCCUCCGAGCUGGGCCUGCAUGCCGUCUACUUCAGGAAGUGUAAAGAGAGGACGUCCAAGUUCCAGAGGGUGUUGCAGCUGGUGUCUCAGAAGGCAUGGAGGAUCAGAGAUCUCUUCAGCGCUAUCAUCCAGUUCUGUAAGCUCCACCAGGAAGAGGAAAACGGAGGCAGCUCUCUGUCCAGUCUUUUCGACUGGCUACUGGAGACCCACUAGGCUCUGCCAACAACCCCCAUCUACACAAACACACACACACACCAGCCAAUGUCCCCAACUGUGUGUACCUCCCCCCAUGCAUCAAACCCCACCACCAAGCCUAGUGAUUCCCAGCACACGGAGUGCGAAUCAUGAAAAACCCCUAGCCUGGUAGCCAGAUCUGUUUGUGCUUUAGCCAAUUCCUCUUUCGUUAAUUGUGAUGUAAGCCAUGGCAAGGAACGCUAGAAGUGGGCUACUAGGAUAGAAACCAUUUACUGGUCCCAGAUUAGUUUGUGCUGUCUUACCAACUGCUAUGGUCAAUGGACAACGAGGAGUAGAAGAUCUGGCUGAAGCCCAAACAGGUCGGGCUUCCAGGCUAAAUAAAACACCACACCCGUGACAUUAUACACACCUUAUGGGACUGAGGACCUUCAUUAGGCUGCAGUGAGCAGACAUGUCUCCCUUUAAUAAGAUAAGCAUGUUUCUCAUUUUCUGAUGCACGGUCCCUAGUUAGACGAACACAUGGAAAACCCAGCUUGGGAUGUAGGCCUUAUUUAUUUAGUGCAAACAAAUCAGCCAUCUGAGAUUCUAGCCUGCAGAAUUGUAUUCCUUUAGUUGUUAUAUAUCCUAUACAUUACAUUUUCACAAUCUGCUGUGUUAAUUUAUAAAUGAUGUAUUUAUUAAACAUAAACACACCCACAACAAGGCACCAAUAGAACACUGUACCCCAUUCCCUCAACCAAUCAAACUCAAAAAGACACCAGAUGAUGUUUUAAUGUACAGUAGCUAUCUUGAAGAGACUGUCAGACAGCAGCCAUCAUUCCAGUUGGGAUUUGCUGACAGCAACAUAGGUGUGCACGACUACGCUUGACAGUUGCCCAGAGCCUGUUUUCACAAUGUGUCUCAGAGCAGGAAUGCUGAUCUAGGAUCAGAUCCCCCCCCCUGGUUCUGGUAAUCAUACCAAACGGAUCCUAUAUCAGCCCUCCUAAUCUGAGAUGCUUUGUGAAAACGGACCCAGAUGAACAUAGUUGUCGUUUACAUCGGCCAACGUUGUCUACUUCUGUUGUAACUUUGACCUCUGCUUAAGUUAUCUGUCAUUCUUCAUGUUAUCUGUCGUUCUUAUGUAAGUAAUCUGUCGUUCUUCAUGUUCUUUGAGAAUUGUUUAUUCUGGAUAGCUGUACAUAUUGUAGAUUCUUGAACUGCUGCACCUUGGGGUAGAAAGACUGCUCUCUAUCAUUUCAUUUGUACUACUUUCAGAAAGACAGAGAAGGUUUGUAGUGUCUAAUUUGUACGUGAAUCUGGUUUGUCAGGUUUUAUCUGCGUAGUGGUACUCUAGUGUUAAAUCGUCGGCAUUAAAAAGCACACAAUUCAACUCUGUUGCUGUAGAAACUGAAUGUAUCUUUAU
Salvelinus namaycush (lake trout) is the source of this 6172-nucleotide messenger RNA. Its product is annotated as A-kinase anchor protein SPHKAP-like. Gene Ontology annotation, cellular component: cytoplasm. Bases 1 to 4788 code for a protein of 1595 amino acids. NCBI's taxonomy places the organism in Eukaryota, Metazoa, Chordata, Actinopteri, Salmoniformes, Salmonidae. The transcript has 12 exons. Gene Ontology annotation, molecular function: protein kinase A binding. The record is from RefSeq and is a predicted model, not a curated record.